Meleagris gallopavo (turkey) is the source of this 4133-nucleotide messenger RNA. The record is from RefSeq and is a predicted model, not a curated record. NCBI's taxonomy places the organism in Eukaryota, Metazoa, Chordata, Aves, Galliformes, Phasianidae.
UGAAUCAGAGUCAGGAUGAAAUCUACUGAUACAGCACUUGUUUUCAAUUCCAGGCUUAUAAGUGAAGAAAAGGGUAAUGUUGGAAGAGGUAUAAACAUAGCCGUUGUCAAUUAUGAAACAGGAGCGCUAACAUCGGCAAAUUUCUUUGACAUGUGGGAAGGAGACCACUCAGAAGAGAUGGUGGCUUUCAUUGAAAGUGCACCACAAGGGUCCCUGCUUUUCAUGGUUACUCAUGAUGAUGGAAGCGCCCGGUUGAAAAGUAAUGCCAAAAAGUUAGUAGAAGCUCUGGGAAGUAAAGAAAUACAAAAUAUGAAGUUCAGGUCAAGCUGGGCUUUUAUAACUGCCAAAGGCUUCAAGCUUCCAGAUGAUAUUGAAAGAGAAAAGAUAAACCACUCUGACAGUAAGAAGAAUAGAUACAGUGGCUGGCCAGCUGAAAUACAGAUAGAGGGCUGUAUCCCAAGAAACCUGAUGUAAACAAAUGCAUACCUCCUUAGCAAAGAUUCUGCUAUAUUUUUAUACAUAUAACUCUGGUAGUUUGCAUCCAGAGCCCAAUAAGCACCUGAACAGCAUUUGUAAAAUAAGUCGUAUGUACAGUUUUUACCCUUACUUUCAUUCAUGAGUUUUUUCUCUAAUCUGAAAACAGAUGUUUUGAUGACACGUGGUAAUAAAAUGCUUCUGGUUGUUGGCCUAACACUGUCUAUCCCCAGGUGGGAAGUUUCUCAAAUGUUUAGAAGGAAGAUACAAGAAAGUGGAAGUUGCUCAGCAAAAGAUGCCCUUUUGUAGACAGUUUGUGCUGGAAGCAAAACUCCCACUGACUGCAGUCCACUCAGGAGAGCAAAGAGGAGCUGACAUACUUGAUGCCUGCUGGGAAGUAAUAGAGGAGUGGCGUAUCUCUAAUCUCUUCUUAGCUGCUGGUGAAUUGCCAGACGGUAGCUUGAAUUCAAGGCAUUAAGAUGGGUGUCUUAAUAAUGUCUAAGCAGCAGUGAUUCCUCAUUGCCAGAAAAUGGGAAGUUUUGGCUUCACUUCUCUGCUGUGGAUGUUUUGUGGUGGUGGUGGCUGUGGUUUUUACCCUAGAGCAAUUAUUGAGCAGCAUAGGAAAUGUAGAGUCAACUACAAACGUUACAUUAGCAGCUCUGAUAUGAUUUUCUGCAUGUUCCAAAGAGCAUAGAGAUAGAUGCUUUAGCCUUGCCCAGUCUCUAUUGUGGUUCUCAUUAAAAAUAGGUAGAUACAGCCUAGAGCUUGGGACAAUGUUGCUUGUAGGUGAAAUUAAACAUCUCUGCUUUUGUUUUGCUGAGCCCCAAAACUGCUGUACAGCAGAUUGUAUGGUAAGGCUUGGAUAAGAUAUUGAUGGAAGCUGUUCACUGUUUCAUUGCUCUUACUGUAAUUUUAAGAGUAUAUAGUACUUCUGGAGAACGUGAGUGUGAGUUUCACAAUGCAGAUGUUCACACUGCGAUUGGAGCUGCUCUGGCACAGAAAAGUAUCUGUUUCUGGAGCAGAAGGUUUGGGGUUUUGGCUGGAAUAAUCUUCUCCAUCGGGCUGGUAUGGUGCUGUGUUUGGAUUUAGGAUGAAAAUAAUGUUGAUAGCACACUGUUGUUGUAGUUGUUGCUGAGCAGUGCCUACACAGAGCCAAGGACAUUUCAGCUCCUCGCGCUGCCCGGCCAGCAAAGAGCUGAGGGUGCACAGGGAGCUGGGAGGGAACAGAACCAGGACAGCUGACUCUGGCCCGUGUGGAUGUCCCAUAACACGUGGCAUCAUGCUGAACAAGAAAACUGGGGAAGCUGGCUGAGCAUCAGUUGGCUGAUUGUGAGCAAUUGCUUUGCACAUCACUUGUUCCGUUCAUCCAUUUUGUUCCUAUUUUAUUUGUUUUCUUAUUAAGUUUUCUCGACCCACAGUUUCCCACACUUUCUAAUGUUUUCCCCCAUCCCACUGCAGGUGGCCAAUAUGGCACGAGCCAUGUGGCAUUUAGCUGCCUCUGGGUUAAACCACACCUGACUAACACAGACAUUUCUUUCGCUUCCCCAAAUGUAGAAGAUGUAGAAUACUCCAGUCUGCGGUAACUGUGCAGCUUUGUAGCUGGUAUUACUUUUGACAGCCAUAGGCCACAGUCUUUGUGCUGCCUUUGCGAGGUCUCAGCACUGGAGGCUGUCAGAUCUGCUCUGUCUGAAACUUCUGUGAUCUGUCUGGAGAUUUUCUACUUCAUUAAGCUGCGACAGCAACUUCUCCAUCUGACCAGGAGAAUCUAGUCUACCUCUAGUUUUACCCUUACUUAUCUUUGUGUGGUACUACCGUAGUUUUAUACAGAAAGCAGUAACAAACAGAAUGAUAUUUACAACUCCAAAAACAGAGAUGCAAUGUAGAGAAGUACAGAAACAGAAGACUGGAGAAGUAGAGAGAUGGGCCAUGACAUAAAGGAAUGCAGGUGUGGGAUGGUAAGAGAUGGGAAACAGGCUGGAAUCCCACAGCUAUAAUGGAAUCUCAGUUCACUAAUGGUCAGUUACAAAUAAAUAAAAAUUCUCAGACUAGAGCUGGACAAAACUGGUUGUAGGGAAAGCAAACAACUAGGAAAUAAUAUCUUACAGUAUUUGCUACCAUUUGCAUAUGUGAAUUCAGAUGUAAAAUGAAGCUAUGUACUAAUGAAGACAGAGAAGGGUGUAAAUAUGUGCUAGCAAACAUACAGAUGUUACUCAAAGUGAAAUGGGGAAGCAAUGGGAGAAAGAAGAACCCAAUCAAUGUGGAUAUCAUAUUUCCCCCUGUGAAGGACUCCAGGUGCUGCUCACUCACUUAUGUAGACAGUUACAAAGUUUGUGCAUGUACAUAUGAUCUAUACCUUUCUCUGAACCUUGUUUAGUAUCCCACCAGCAUCAACACCAGCACAAAACCACCAACAUUAGAACACAGAGGAGCAGUAGAUGAGGAAGCAUAACAGCAGGAAAGAGCAGAGAUGCCAAGAAGUGUUGGAAUUUUUAUUGUUACUGCUAUCGUUGUGACUUUGUCUGUAAUAUUAGCACUCUGUUAGUAUUAUUAUUCUUUGUUUCUUUGUAGUAAUUAGAGCUAAACAGUGACUCCACCACCUCCCUGGGCAGACUGUGCCACUGCCUCACUGCUUUUUCUGGAAAUAAAUGUUCUCUGAUAUUUAACCUGAAAAGGAAAGGGGCUGUUGCUCAUCAGCAGUAUUAUCUGCCCUCUGAUUCCUCCAGGAGGAGGAGAAACCACAGAAUGAGGAGGGUAGCAGUGCACUGGAGUGGUUUUGUUACUGGGUUCUGCAAAGCACUGGGAAGAAAAUUGGCUAAUGGAUGAGGAUGUUGAGUGAAACACACACCAGGAUACUAUUCCCAAUCAUGAAACCAUUUUAGUUUCGUUUCUGCUUGUUCACAUCAUGUAGGUGGAGUCUGUGCAUAGAAAAGCACCCAAAGCAGCUGAAUGUAGUUAAUAGUUUCUCCUUGCUGCGUGACUCUGGCAGGUAUGACUUUUCCUUUCCUUUACCUUCUUUUAAAAAUAACCAUGUGAUUUUUAAUUGUUAUAUUUGUUGCUUUUAAUAGUUGAAGGUGUCAGCAGCAUGAUCUGGCCAGCAGUUUGCGUGUACAGUGUUGUGAGCUUUGCAUUGCUAUAUUUUUUCAGAUAGUGUAAACAAAUGUACAGCCCAGAGGCUGUAGAGAUUACACAGAUAUCUUCUGCUCACAGUGUGACAGGUAGAAGUCUGUGUGCCCUUCUGGCUGGACACAGACUAACACAAGUGAUAUUUGGGAGACAAAAGGGGGUUGCAUGCUGAGCACCGCAGCUUUGCACUUUGGAUUUGGUGGUUGGUUUUGGAACUACUCCCAGAGCAGUGAAGUCAGGGCUGCCAGAGGAAAGCAAGGCAACUUAUUGCCAGGCAGUUCGCAAUCCAUGCGGCCCCAACUGGGUCAGGCUGCCCAGAGGUUUCUUGUGGGGUGGCAGGCAGCUGCUGGCACAGAGACUGCAGAUGCCUACAAAUACAGUUCAAGGAAAGCAGCAUGGCAACAGUGUCACAGCAGCUGUGGUGGUGAUGAUAGAAUGCUUACAGGGAAGAAGUUUUUCCUAAUACCCAAGCUGAGUAGUUGAAUUGUCUUCUGUUGCUGGUUCAAAUAAAGCACUUUUCUCACAGUCUUUUUUUU